Molecule: messenger RNA, 918 nt
Organism: Chinchilla lanigera (long-tailed chinchilla)
Lineage: Eukaryota; Metazoa; Chordata; Mammalia; Rodentia; Chinchillidae
Product: olfactory receptor 2A5
Exons: 1
Coding region: 1-918 (305 amino acids)
Biological process (GO): G protein-coupled receptor signaling pathway
Cellular component (GO): membrane
Molecular function (GO): G protein-coupled receptor activity; olfactory receptor activity
Source: RefSeq, a predicted model, not a curated record
AUGGAAAAUCAGACAUGGGUCCUAGACUUCAUUCUUCUGGGAUUUCCACUCAGCCCAAGGAUGCAGGGGCUCCUCUUUGGGCUCUUCUCCCUGUUCUACGCCUUUGCUGUAGUGGGGAAUGGGCUCAUCCUAGGACUCAUCUGCUUGUGCUCUAGACUGCACACCCCCAUGUACUUCUUCCUUGCACAUUUGGCCAUCGUUGACAUUUCAUAUGCUUCCAACAACGUCCCAAAGAUGCUGGGAAAUCUUCUCAACAAGACAAAAACAAUCUCCUUUGGCCCAUGCAUAACACAAACCUUUUUGUACAUGGCUUUUGCUCACACUGAGUGUCUCAUCCUGGUGAUGAUGCCCUAUGAUAGAUAUGUGGCCAUCUGCCACCCUCUGCAAUACUCUGUCAUCAUGAGCUGGAUAGUAUGCACCGUCCUGGCCAUUGCUUCCUGGACUUGUGGCUCCCUCCUGGCCCUGGUACAUGUGGUUCUCAUCCUGAGGCUGCCCUUCUGUGGCCCUCAUGAAAUCAACCACUUCUUCUGUGAAAUCCUGUCUGUCCUCAAACUGGCCUGUGCUGACACCAGGCUCAACCAAAUAGUUAUCUUUGCAGCUUCUGUGUUCAUCUUAGUGGGGCCCCUGUGCCUGGUGCUGAUCUCCUACACCCAAAUCCUGAUGGCCAUCCUGAGGAUCCAGUCAGGGGAGGGCCGCAGAAAGGCCUUCUCCACCUGCUCCUCCCACCUCUGCGUGGUGGGGCUCUUCUUUGGUAGCGCCAUUGUCAUGUACAUGGCCCCCCAGUCCCGCCAUCCUGAGGAGCAGCAGAAGAUCCUGUCCCUGUUUUACAGCCUUUUCAACCCCAUGCUGAACCCCCUGAUCUACAGCCUGAGGAACUCAGAGGUGAAGGGUGCCCUGAGGAGGGCGCUGUGGAAAUAA